This is a messenger RNA of Peromyscus californicus insignis, 4079 nucleotides long. RefSeq names its product uroplakin 1B (gene Upk1b). The transcript is spliced from 6 exons. Lineage: Eukaryota; Metazoa; Chordata; Mammalia; Rodentia; Cricetidae. Gene Ontology annotation, cellular component: membrane. The coding region runs from base 2624 to 3412 and encodes 262 amino acids. The record is from RefSeq and is a predicted model, not a curated record.
UCCUGCCUCUUCUCCAUGCUGGUCGGCAUUUUCUCAAUCUAAUUCUGGCUCUUGGAAUUCUCCCGUGUGGUGCUGAUCUGUCGUUGCCUCUUUUUCCACCCGGUUGUAGCCAGGAAGCCACACAGUAACUACCCACUUCUAAAGCUCGGUGACAAAAGCAUCUUUGGGAAAUCAUUGUCAGUCACUGGGGCAACAUCCCUUGCUCAGGAUCCCUUCAGCUUCCUUCUGGACCAGUUAAGACCCCUUAUUGCACCUCCAUCUGGUCCCUUCCUUUUUAUCGGCAUCCCUCAAAGCUUUCCCUUAAUUAACACUUGGUCCAGUGAAUGUGCUUUUUAAAUUCAUGUGCUUUAGAUUCCCUGAAAGAAAAAACAAUCUCUGUUCUCUGAGCCCAACUAACCACUACCAAGAGACUGCUGCAUGACAAAUGGCUGCAGAGUCAGUACAUGGCUGGUCAGUGACAAUGUUGAACUUGCCCUCUCCAGAUAUUUGCCCUUUACUCUCUGUUCCUAUUAUCCGAAUUUCUAUCUUUCAAAGUCCGUUUAUUUGUGUGUCUAGUUUAGAGAGCAGCCCAACUGGUCAGGAUUGAUGUCCGUGCAUGCCAAUACUGAACUCUACAAUGUAACUGAUCCGGCUGUACCAGUUAGGUUCUUCCUGGCUGAGCCUUCAAGACACCGUAAGGUUCUACCCUUCUGAUGUGGAAGAAUUAUUCCAGAUAAAUAAACGGUGUCUCUAAGCAGAAACUCCGCAGGGUGGGUGGUGUCGAAAGAUGGUGUAACAAGGGCCCAGAUUCUUCUGUUCCUUUGACAAACACUGAUGGAGUUUAUGUGCCAAACCCUGAGACAAAAACACACAUACAUUUUUAACUCCUUAAAUAUCCACAGCCUUUAAGGUAAAAAGAAAUGGGAAAAUAUUUAGGGAUGUUUAAAUUACUUAGGCUAUUAAUACAUUAUAGUACAGCAAUGGAGUUAACAUUUAUCAAGGCCAGAGUCGUAUAAAAGACUUGGGCUGAAGGAGAUGGCUCAGCAGUGAAGAGCACAAAUUGUUCUUCCUAAAGGCCUGAGUUCACUUCCCAGCACCCACAUCAGGUGACUCACAACAGCCUCUAACUCCAGCUCCAGGGGAUCCGAAGUCUCUGGUCUACACAGGCAUCCACACACACAUACGGCAUACACUCCACACAGACACAUAAACACACCUGAUUUUAAGAAGACAUGAAGGGGAUUUUAAGCAUGAAGGGGAGAAAUAAAACAAGCAAGACGCACCUCCCAGCAGAUCUCAUCCACAACCCAGGAGUUCAGCCAAACUGGCUGACGCGAUAUUUGAUCUUCAUGUUGCUCUUCUGAAUCUCCUCGCUCCCUGGUCCUCUCCUUGGAAUGCCUACCGCCCAUCUCACUUUCCCCUUACACACCCUCCUCUCUUCUCCUGGUCCAAAGGCUGACUCUAUCAUCAGCUAGGCUGGAGUCUUUCGCACCCAGACCCCACUCAUGCAUUUAGACAUCUGCUUAAGUAUUAUAGCUACUUGAGAACUUAGCUUCUCUCCUAGUACAAAAUCCUAGAAUGUAACGAUCUUCCUUACGCAUCUUUACAUGCCCCAACAUGCACUUUUGUUAUUUAAUACCUUUAGACUUAGAACGGCAAUUGGUUUAAGUGUCAAGGGAUGUGAACAGCCUUUCUCAGUGUCUCAAGGGCAGAAGCCAAACCGAUUGACCCCAACACUUAACCUUGUGUUCCUUCCAGAGACUCCUCAAGGACACAGACGUCUGGGUUUAGUUGCAUCUGGCAUAAACAGUAUAAAUAGUUUCUAGGAGCUGGUGUGAGCUGCAGGAAGGAGUGUGGGCCUCAGAGUCACACAGACCAAAGACGCCACCAUAUCUGCUAUCGCUGGUCUAUGUGGCCUCAGAGGUACUGCUUUAUCAGUUAGUUAGGUUUUGAUUUCCUGGUGUACAAAAGAGCCUCCUCCUCUCCCACACUGUUGCUCUAGCUAGGUUCUGAGAAUCUGGUAUGUACCUGAGGUUCCUAGAAGAGUGCAUAGGGGAGCUAAAUAUUCCUCUUCUCUCUGCACGUCUCCUAUGUAACAGAAAACAUCGUUAUGUGCAACUUACGUUUUUUUUUUUAGGAUAACAAAAUAUUUAACAUCUACCCACAGGCUACGGUAGUGACCUCAGCCAACUCUCUUCGUUUCUCUGUGGCUACAGUUGGCCUUGUCCAAGGAUGGCAGAGGCCAUACCAGGGACUAUCAGUUUCUGUCAGCCUGGUCAUCACCAUGACAGACCUACUUUUUGUUCCCCUGGUAACCUUGAAGAAUCUCAGUAUGCCUCUCAGGAUAAUGACUUUGGUGUCCUUCAUACCCUAAGGACUCCUGAUAGGCACUGAUCACUUUGAAAGCCUUUAUUUUUAUAAAGGCCUUUUUAAAAUCUUUGUAAAACUCCCAGGAUUGCUGACCUCGGGUAUCAAAUUUCUAUCAUUACUAAAAGCUCUCACAACUUUUAUUUGGAUGCAAAAAAAGGAAAUAGGUAAUGUCAUAACUUGGUGACAGUAUAGAAACUAAGGCAAUAUUUGCUACCUGCUCCCAUCAAACUCUAACACUCUUCACUGUGUCCUCAGCUUGUGGGAAAUCCUGAAGAUGGCCAAAGAUGAUUCCACUGUUCGCUGCUUCCAGGGCCUGCUGAUUUUUGGACAUGUGAUUGUUGGUAUGUGUGGUAUCGCCCUGACGGCAGAGUGUAUCUUCUUUGUAUCGGACCAACACAGUCUCUACCCACUGCUUGAAGCCACCAACAACGAUGAUAUCUACGGGGCAGCUUGGAUAGGCAUGUUUGUGGGCAUCUGCCUCUUCUGCUUGUCCGUUCUAGCCAUAGUAGGAAUUAUGAAGUCCAACAGGAAAAUCCUCUUGGCGUACUUCAUUAUGAUGUUCAUAGUGUAUGGUUUUGAAGUGGCAUCUUGUAUCACAGCAGCGACACAGCGAGACUUUUUCACAACCAACCUCUUCCUGAAGCAGAUGCUGGUGAGGUAUCAAAACAACAGCCCCCCAACCAAUGACGAUGAGUGGAAAAACACCGGCGUUACCAAGACCUGGGAUAGGCUCAUGCUACAGGACCACUGCUGUGGUGUAAAUGGUCCGUCAGACUGGCAGAAAUACACCUCUGCCUUCCGGGUGAAGAACAACGAUGCUGACUAUCCCUGGCCUCGGCAGUGCUGCGUCAUGAACAAGGUUAUGGAGCCUGUCAACCUGGACGCUUGCAAACUCGGAGUGCCCGGUUAUUACCACAGUCAGGGCUGCUAUGAACUGAUCUCUGGACCAAUGGAUCGGCAUGCCUGGGGAGUUGCCUGGUUUGGAUUUGCCAUCCUAUGCUGGACUGUGAGUAUCCUCAGCACAUGUUUUAUUUCAGAAAGGGGCAAUAAUGAGAGACCUUGAGACAGUACCUGGUUAUUUCAACAACCCUAAAAAGUCUGGAAACCAAUUCUUGCAGCUAAGGUCGUCAGAAGAUAUCUAGCACCAGACCAAGGAUUAUGGGCUCCCUUGAGGUGUAGGAUGUCAACCUCCCUCCUAGGGAAAGGACGGGCCUACUCUAGAAACCCUUCUUCUAGCUAUCCCAGAUGAAUCCACCUGGGCUUCUUAGUGAACUCCGGCUGUGUUCCACGUUGAAGUCAUUCAUUGCAGCUAGAGUUCAAGGCCCAUCCUGUCACCUCCCUAGACAGCUUCUGAGGCCCAACAUUAGUUGUCUAGCUCCUUUCCAUGGUCUCAUCACUUCCUGCUGACUCUCUGUGAGAAAAACACAGGGAGGUCAGAGCCCUGGCUCCCAGCCCUAGCUGCACAUUGAAACCUCCUAGACAGACAGAACCUGUAUGUACCAACCACUCUGUGGUUCUUCACUUGAUCCUACAGCUGGGCCUGGGCAUUUUGUUUUAUUUGGCUUGUGUUUGUGUUUUGAUUUGGUAAUUUUUCUAGAUGAUUCUAAAUUUCUGUUCCAGCUGAGAACCAUGAUAUUUGGGAAACAAUUCCAAACUUUGAUACUGGUUACCCUGGUACACCUUGAAAUGUGUUAAGGAUUCAAAGAAAGAAAAAAAGCUAUUUUUCUCUA